CAUCUUAAGUUUUGAUAAUAAAAAUAACUUUAUGGCUGAUUUUCAAGAACAAUUGAGAAAUUAUCGUCAGCAAAAACAAAAGGAGGCAUUGUUGAGCAGCUUCAAAUUGAAACUUAAACGAUUUUUGAUGCUGGGCACUGGCGUGGACCCAACUCAGGGAAAAUGUCAAACCACAAUUGAAGUUAAGCCAGCCCCAGAUAAAUCUGACAUUAAUGAUACACCUGAGGAAUAUGCGUCUUCAGAUGACGAAAUUGAAGCGUCCCAUAGAGUCGUCAAUGCCAGCGAAGGCCAAGAUAAUAAGUGUUUAAAAUAUACUCUUUGGACGGUCUACUUCUUGUUUUGGGUGACGUUGUAUGUGAUAGCAAUAGAGCUGAAAUUUGGUCUGGUGUUUUUGAUGUUCUCCGCAUUACUUGGAAUAUAUUUCAAUACCAGAACUGGCCCAAAGGACCCCAAUGAAAUAAGUGCUUAUAGCAUAUUUAAUAAAAACUGUGAAAGUAUAGACGGCACCUUAAAGGCAGAGCAAUUCGAGCGAGAAAUUCGCUACGGCUCAGGCAGCGUGAGAUAAGUGCAAUUAAUAAAUAUUGAAGUAUAUGUAAAAUAGUUGGCAUAAACUCGUGAUUGGAGUUUUUUCCCCAAGA
Messenger RNA from Drosophila navojoa, 638 nucleotides. RefSeq names its product SAYSVFN motif domain containing 1 (gene Saysd1). NCBI's taxonomy places the organism in Eukaryota, Metazoa, Arthropoda, Insecta, Diptera, Drosophilidae. The record is from RefSeq and is a predicted model, not a curated record.